UUUACUGCACCCGAAGCUUUCAAGGUCCAUUGGACUGUCACUUCCUCACAUCGAUCCAAACAUUGUUUGUUUGAUACUACACUUUCGAGCUGUCAACACAAGCCGAUCUCCACAACCUACAGAACCACGUCGCCGUGAGCACGAACCAUCAGUCUCUGACGUCGCAACCUGUAACGGCGCAGAGUGCAGCGUGCAGCCCACUGUCUGGUCGCUCGAGAGCUGUAUACAUUUUAUACUCCCACGACAGCUUUUCAUAGUAUCUUUCAUGUCGUGACGUAAGUACAACGACCUUGACACUCUCGGAAUCAUCUUAGUGCUUGACACGAUGCGAACAGAAACUGAAAAUGUCACACAAGCGAUCCAGAGCCAACUUCGAGGCUGAUCAAGUCCCUCCUUUUGCUCUCUUCGGUACACCACUUCCUCCGCUCGACUCGGAUACACGCGACGAUGGCUCUUAUGUUCCUGUCUGGAAACAAGACGCUCGAGAUGAGCAAGGUCGAAAACGUUUUCACGGUGCCUUUACUGGAGGCUAUAGCGCCGGUUACUUCAACACCGUAGGCUCGAAAGAAGGAUGGGCUCCGGCCACGUUUACUUCAUCGCGUACAAAUCGUCGCAAAGAUGCGCAAGCCGCUCGUCCAGAGGACUUCAUGGACGAUGAGGAUCGUGCAGCUGCAGCAGAAGCCCAGAAACUGCAGACCCAGGACGACUUCGCUGGCUUUGGCUCCACCACCCAGGAUCAGAUGCGUCGAGGCUUGAUGAGCGAUCUGUUUCGCCCAGCAGGCGAGACCAUGGGCGUGAGACUUCUACAAAAGAUGGGCUGGAGACAGGGCCAGGGUGUCGGGCCCAAGGUCAGGAGGAAGGCACGCAUCGAAGACAACGCUGCUUCAACAGCUGGCGAUGAGACUCAUCUCUUCGCUCCCGAUAACUCUCGUAUGGUGGCUUUCAACCGGAAAAAGGAUCGCUUUGGUCUAGGUUAUGCUGCCGAAGAGCGUUUGGGUGAGACGACAGCAUCACACCAACAAGAUAAUGGAGAUGAAGACAACUCUGAGGACUUUGCUCGACCGACCAAGCCCAAAUCAAAGACGAAGCGUACUGGAUUUGGAGUUGGUGUUCUCAAUGACACUGGCUCUGACGAAGAGGAUCCUUACGACAUGGGCCCAAAAAUAUCUUAUAAUCGCAUCGUUGGUGGUGAUCGGAAGAAGAAGAAAGGUGGUAUCAUUGCAAACACAGCAACACCUGCUCUAAAAGGCGUGAAGCAACCAACUUUCUUGUCCAGAAAAUUAGGUCAAAGGAACCACAAUGGGUUCAGAAAAUGCCAUGACGGCCGUCUUCCGAUCGAUGGUUUUGUCCUGGCUUCUUCUCUGUUUUUGACUACUCAAGAGAACAAAUACCCUCCACCAGACAUCCCUGCAGGAUGGGAGCCAAAGGCCGCCGUGAUGAACAAUUCCGAUUCACCAUCUCAUCAGUCCACUGCAGAUGCUGCUCGCGCUUCUACCAUGGAUCCAGCAAAACGAGCUGCGGUGCUCGGUGAAGAACAGCUUCCUGGAAAAUCAAUAUUCGACUUCAUGAGUAAAGCAGCACGCGACAAGCUUGUCACUGCAACAGGUAGAUCAAACCUUCCUAUCGCACGUGGAGAGACUGCUCCCGAAGGCUGGCAAAGAUCAGAGGCCGACAAGCAGAAGUCGUUAUGGGAUCUCGUCCCAAAGUUGGACAGCUCGGUCGCGGCGUCGGCAUUGCAGCGUGGUACGAGUGGCUGGAUGCCAUACGCGGAAGACGAAGCCAAACGAGCCCGGUACCGUUCAUUUCUUGAGUCCUGCAGCGGUCAACGCGACGCGCUGCCUGAGCGUGUUAAGGGGUCGACUAUUGACGAAUGGACUAAAGAGAUGCGGGAAUUUGCGCAAGCGGCAGAGGUGUUCAAGCCAAUUUCCGGCUUGAUGGCAUCUCGCUUUACCAGCUCUUCAUUAUCGCCUCGUCUAGCCACGGAUACCAUGCCGUCUGCUUCAGAGAAGCCAUCCAAACCUGAAGAUUCUGCUGAGGCCGCCGCGAAGAUUGGUAUGUUCGGUCCCAUGACCCGCACCCGCCUCCAAUUCUACCCUACUCGCUUGCUUUGCAAACGAUUCAAUGUCAAAGCACCUGCCCAUGCGGAUCCAGGCAAGGGUCCUGCAGGCGACGAUGAUGUCGUCUCUGAUAGCAGGCUCGACGUGGUCUCACAGAACAAGAUUGAUCAGAUGAUGCGCGAGACUUGGUCACGACCGAUCAAUCCACCUGAAGGUAACAACGUGACUCUGUCAGCCGAACCACUUCAGCCACCGCCGCCCAGGCCACAAGUAAACAUCGAGGUCAAUGAGGCAAUUGAAGCAGAACGUCCCGGGGACGCUGUUUUCAAGGCCAUUUUUGGUAGUGAUAGCGAAGACGAUUGAGCUUCCUGAUAGACAUUCCAUCCAUUCCCAAUUUACGCAUCACGUUCUUGCUGCAAAAGCAAUUUCUACAGCGAGUUCUGAUCAUUUGCACGAACACGUCGUUUUCCAUGGUGGAUGAGAGCAUGCAUGUUUCCAGUCAAGUCAAUCUUGCUGGCUGGACGACCCUGAUCAUCUAUCAUACCCAUUACCACCCCGUCAACCUGGUUGACAAUACGGAUCACGGCACACCGUACGAUGAGUAUGUGAUGAUCUUAUUGCCUGCUACGUGUCUGAUCAAGCAUAGACGAAGAACGAUCAUUCCACGUCCUUCCAGAAAAUUAAAGGGGUUGGAAGUUCAAGAUGAGCUUCAUCUCAGUGAUUCACGAGCACUUUGGAAGAUACUUCCGCGAACACAUCACGGAGCAUGUAUAUAGAGACACUGAACGUGCUU
Molecule: messenger RNA, 2850 nt
Organism: Aureobasidium pullulans EXF-150
Lineage: Eukaryota; Fungi; Ascomycota; Dothideomycetes; Dothideales; Saccotheciaceae
Product: DUF1604 domain protein
Exons: 1
Coding region: 345-2420 (691 amino acids)
Biological process (GO): mRNA processing
Cellular component (GO): nucleus
Molecular function (GO): RNA binding
Source: RefSeq, a predicted model, not a curated record